Lycium ferocissimum is the source of this 1095-nucleotide messenger RNA. RefSeq lists its product as uncharacterized. The transcript is spliced from 2 exons. The coding region runs from base 1 to 1095 and encodes 364 amino acids. The record is from RefSeq and is a predicted model, not a curated record. NCBI's taxonomy places the organism in Eukaryota, Viridiplantae, Streptophyta, Magnoliopsida, Solanales, Solanaceae.
AUGGUUACCAUCCUAUUGCCCGGUAGCGACCAAGCUACCACAUCCGAGGUACCCUCAUCUACCGGGGCUGCUGGAGCCGUUCCGAUCUCUUCUUCUCCUGCAUCGAGGUCCGAGAACCUGGAUGACAUGUUCUCAGAUAUCCCUCCUGUAGCCGGGGAAGUUGCCGGGUUUGGCCAUCUUCCCAUUCUUCGGGCCACGAGGGCGGCUAGCCGAUCCACUGAAACGGGCGCGAGGAACACUCUUAGUGUUGUGCUCGUUAAUGAGGGCUUUAUCCGGGCCCAACACGAGGUUAACGACUUAAAGGCCCAACUGGAUGCCCAGGGCGGAGAGACGGAGAAGUUUCAAUUCCUCCUGCAGGAGAAAGAAGAUCAGUUGAGUCAGGCCGCUGUUCUUCCCAACCUUCAAUUCGAGCUCAAAAUGGCAAAGGCCGAGAACCUGCGCUUAAAGUCCAAGUUGGCCGAUAUGAUUGAAAAGAACUGGCUCCUGGAGGCGGAUAACGUCGAUCUUGGCCGAGACAAUGCCAAUUUUACUAUGAGGCUUGGUGAACUCGAGGCCACUAUUUCCCAACUUUGGAGUGAACUUGACUCGGUCAAGGCUGAAGCCGCGAAGAUGGCAAAAAGGCAUCACCAGCUUGAAUCCGAGAGUGCCAAUGACAAGGAGAAACUGAGGGUGGCAGAGGAGAAAGUCGAGACUCGAGCUCGGAUCAGUGAUGAGCUCAAGAGCAAGCUCGAGGAGGCUACUGAGGCCAAUGAUCUGCUUCAGACUGAGUUUGAAUCGGCUAAUCAAAUUCGAAUAGCUCUUCUUGAAGUGAGAUCCGAGUUAGACGCUAGAUUGAAAAAAGUCGAGGCUAAUCUAGAAAAGUCUCUUAAAGACAUGGAGGCUGUCGAGGCUCGUUCUACGAUUUUGAUCGAGUACGAACGGUGGAAAUCCCGGCGUGCUACCCUCGAACAAGUUCAAAGAGGGUUGGAGGACAUCCAGGCCCGAAUACUCGAAGCCAAAGAAAUCGAGGACAGGGCUAAGAAAUCCCUUGAUGUCGACUCUGAAGACUCCGAGCAAAUGGUUUCUGAUAAUUCCAGCUCCAACCAUACCGAGUAG